This is a messenger RNA of Conger conger (European conger), 1368 nucleotides long. It is a transcript of the gene pigx, whose product is annotated as phosphatidylinositol glycan anchor biosynthesis, class X. NCBI's taxonomy places the organism in Eukaryota, Metazoa, Chordata, Actinopteri, Anguilliformes, Congridae. Gene Ontology annotation, cellular component: endoplasmic reticulum membrane. The record is from RefSeq and is a predicted model, not a curated record. The transcript has 6 exons. Gene Ontology annotation, biological process: GPI anchor biosynthetic process. The coding region runs from base 90 to 827 and encodes 245 amino acids.
GUGCGGGGUUUCCUCUUUACCAAAACAACCAGACAGCUAUCUCAUGUUGUUACUCGGCUAUUAUAACAAUGUGACAAAAUGAGUUAAACAUGGUUACAAACGUGCUUUUGUGUACGGUCUUCUUAGUCGUGAAGAUCUGUGGAGCUACCGAAACAGAGGAAGGCGACCUGUCGGGGAAAUGGUUGGAAUCUUUCAAGAUGACAAGAGCUGUUUGGAAAAUGGGGUUCCACAGGGAACUCGUUACCACAGUAGAAUGUGGGCCCCACUCCCCGGAAGAACUGCAUGCUUUGCUCGUGCAGAACCUACCCAGAGGAGUAUACGUCGAUCCAUACCAACUAGCGUCACUACAACAGGACGCAGGUUUACAGGUCCUUCUUGACUCUGAAGUUGAUCUGGAAGCUCCAGCUUAUGUGUCAAAUGGUCUGUCCAUGUUUGUGUAUCCCACACGUGACCCGGGACAUCCCAGGAAUCUCCAGGCUGUGGUGCCGAUUCAUGGCCGUUACCACCGACCUUCUUCAGGACCGGGGUGGGAAAGGAUUGAAAUUGAACCCCCGCGGCUGUUUCUGAGAGCCAAUGACUGUGUACCACUCCUGCCAGUUGCUCCACGUGUUCUUAUGGAUGCUCCUUGCAGUGGUCAAAACCUGAGCAUGUGUAAAUGGAUGGAGAUCCAGCUCACCCAGGUACUGCAGGACCAGAGGCACAUCAGUCUGGAUCUCCCAGUUGGUGACCAGUCUUUGGUGGUACUGGUGUGUGCUGGGACCAUGCUGGUGACACUGCUAUGCUGUGUACUCAUUGCAAAUGCCAUCUGGAGGCAUGUCUCUCUGUAGUCUUAAUUCUGUCAGCCUCUCACUUUAAGGGUGAAUGCCACUGCAAAAUGUCCCUGUGGAAAAAAAAACUAGUGUGGUAGUAUUUGGUCUUUCUAAGUAUGCAGUGGUGCCGUUUCCUUAUGCCUGUUGUACAAAAGUCACCCCACACUGCUGGAAGAUAGACCAGUGCUUGAGGCUUGGGGACAUUAUCUGUUGGCUGUUAUUGUUCAUUGGUAUGGCCCAAAGAAGAGAUGACCACUGCAUCCUAAAUUAACAUAAGUUGAAGAGAGAGGUUGAUGAUUUUAUGUGUCGCUGUAAAGAACUUUAUUUUCUCUCUAACUUUUGAAAAAAGGAGCGUAAGUAAUGAUGUUGCUGGCAACACAAACUUUGCUUGUGAGCUCUAAUGAAUGUUUAUAAAAUGAUACUGGGGACAUGCUGUGUUGACUAACACAGCAUCUACUGUAUAAAUGUUUGUUCCUCUCUUUUUGUAAUCAUGGGUUAUUUUGUGUAGUUUAUUUUCAUAUUUUUUAGAAAGAUCAAUAAAUCUUUGAACCAGAAACAA